Triplophysa dalaica is the source of this 3937-nucleotide messenger RNA. RefSeq names its product G protein-coupled receptor 37b (gene gpr37b). The transcript is spliced from 2 exons. Gene Ontology annotation, molecular function: prosaposin receptor activity; G protein-coupled peptide receptor activity. Lineage: Eukaryota; Metazoa; Chordata; Actinopteri; Cypriniformes; Nemacheilidae. The record is from RefSeq and is a predicted model, not a curated record. Gene Ontology annotation, biological process: positive regulation of MAPK cascade; adenylate cyclase-inhibiting G protein-coupled receptor signaling pathway. Gene Ontology annotation, cellular component: signaling receptor complex; plasma membrane. Bases 656 to 2488 code for a protein of 610 amino acids.
UUAUGUUUCUGUUGACAUGCGUAAUUACGCACAAAUGUAAAUGCAUAACGCACAAGCGGGGCGUGGUCACCUCCAGUUGCGGUGGUCCAGGGGUCUGAUGCUGAUGGAUCCGUUUUGACAGAACAAGGUUAUCUGCCAGGGGAGAGUCCGUCCAUUUUCUUCAGCCGCUCCUCACAAACAGGAGAAGCCGUCGGAGCGCAGGGCGCAGCAGCUCCCCGCCCGCGCCGCAAGAGCGCGUCCGCCUCACUCCGCGUCUCCACAUUGACGAUCACGGCAGAGGCGCAGGAGGCGCUCCGAUAAUCCAGGACGAAUGCAGGUUGCCGCGCCCAAAACACGAGAUGCGACCGACUCUCUCUGCUGAACUGGAUGCGAUGCGCUUCGUAAACAAAACCGCAUCGGAUAGUGGAACUAGCGCGUGUGGAGGGAAUAGCGCCUUACUUUGCUAAGAGAAGAUUUUUGUUACAUUUGCAGCCUGUCACGGAGCUGAUUUAACGGGUCAUUUUUAAAUGGGAUUUUGCGCAAGUAUCUGCAUCAAUAAUCAUUCAAGUGUGAACUUUUUCCUCUGACAACGCGCGUCCGGGAAAAUGUGUUUUCUUUGCAAUGCAUAAAACCGAAGUGACUUCUUUAAGCCCCCUGGCACAUUGACUCAUUGAAGAUGCAGGUGCUGCUUUUAAAAGCGAUAUUUUUCAUAGCUGGAUGUCCAUAUGUCAUACUGCAUGAAAGAUAUGACAGUAUACACACCAAAGAAACCAGGGACAUUACUCUUAGGAGUUCUUAUGCGAGUGCCAAGCAUCCUGCAAAGUAUCAAGCCACAGGUACAUCUGCCUUUGACAUCAAACAGACUUUAGAAAACAACAGUAAGUUUCCUUCGCAUCUCCGACUGGUUUUAGACAGCAGGAGUAAGCGACAUGGAUACAGUCAUCUCGUGUCAAACAGGACGCGCACGGUUCAGCAGGGUGGCACAAACCCACGCAAGCGCUCGCGGCAACAGGAGUUGGAUGGUGAAAUGCCCGCUGCCAUGGGAACGGCAGGUGGACACAAUAACUCAAAGCCGUAUUCUUUGAGAGGAGAACACAAGAGAAACCACAGGCGCAAAAGGGGCACAAAAGAACACCACAAGAAAGCGUUUAAGAGUAUGAAAAGGAGCCAGAAGAAAAGCGCCGUCCCUCUGACACCACCCCAAACUUAUUAUCAUGCCUUUGCAUCUUCUUUAACCCUUUGGGAACCGAUGCCCAAACCUCUAGCUCUCACGGCCACCGACUUUCCAUUCGAUCUCACCCGGUACACUGAAUUCCACACCAAACAGGUAGACGACCCGUGGGACGCCACGCCGAUGACUCCUCCGUAUGCAGAGGACGAGGAAAGUGUAUUGUUCCCCAACCCUUUCUACCCUGUUACCAGCGAGACGUAUGGAGCUUAUGCGAUCACAAUCGUCUCGGCUCUAAUUUUUGCAGUGGGAGUAACCGGCAACAUAGCAAUAAUGUGUGUGGUGUGCCAUAAUUAUUACAUGAGGAGCAUCUCCAAUGCUCUUUUAGCCAACCUGGCCAUCUGGGACUUUGCGCUGAUUUUGUCUUGCCUCCCUCUCGUGGUGUUUCACGAACUGACUAAGACCUGGCUGCUGGGCCAGUUCACCUGUAAAGUCGUACCGUAUAUUGAGGUGGCAUCCUUGGGUGUAACCACUUUCACCCUCUGCGCGCUCUGCAUCGAUCGAUUCCGCGCCGCCACCAACGUCCAGAUGUACUAUGAGAUGAUCGAGAACUGCACCUCCACCACCGCCAAGCUAGGCGUCAUCUGGAUCGGUGCCUUACUCCUGGCCCUGCCCGAGCUGCUGAUCCGCCAACUGGUUUCCGAAAACGGCGACGGCACGGCGGAUGAUCCUGCUUCGGAACGCUGCCUGAUCCGCAUCUCCACGACCCUCCCCGACACUCUGUACGUUCUGGGCCUGACGUACGAGGGCGCCCGUCUAUGGUGGUGCUUCGGCUGCUAUUUCUGCCUGCCCACGCUCUUCACCAUCGGCAGCUCGGUGGCCACCGCCCGCAGGAUCCGACGCGCCGAGCGCGGCUGCGCCAGAGGCAACAAGAAGCAGAUCCGACUGGAAAGCCAAAUGAACUGCACCGUGGUGGCGCUCGCCAUCGUGUACGGAGCGUGCGUUGUCCCAGAGAACGUCUGCAACAUGGUAUCCGCCUACAUGGCGGCCGGGGUGCCGCAGAGCACCAUGGCGGUGUUGCAUUUGCUCAGCCAGCUGCUGCUGUUCCUGCGGGCGGCCGUCACGCCCGUCUUGCUGCUCUGCUUGUGCCGACCCUUCGGCCGCGCCUUCCUGGAGUGCUGCUGCUGCUGUUGCCCGGACACGUGCGGGAUAGCGGGGCACUCUUCUGCCACGGCAAGCGACGACAACGAACACGAGUGCACCACGGAACUGGAGCUGUCACCAUUCAGCACCAUACGCCGAGAGAUGUCCAACUACACGGCGACCGGAUCUCACUGCUAAGCCACAUCGUGUAAUGUGCAAGCACUCCUUUGGUCUUGUGUAAAUACCACAACCGAUAUGUCGUUCUUAAAGAAAGUAAUGUAGACUGAAAAUCAUGUAAUUACAUUUUUAAUCGCCUUUAAAAUAUAUAUACACACCGAUGUAGUAACGGCGUUCGAGUUGACGUUUGUUUUGCACUUUAGCUUUCUCUCCACUUUUGUGACUUCACGAAGGCCUUCAGACGAGAUGUGCCGAUGGGGUUGUGAAGGCUGUUCAAGAGAUGUCUGUCUGAGGCACAUGUACAUAGAGCUACACAACGCAAGAUCACGUCCUGUAUGAACGGCCCCUUUCUGUCGCACGGUGUCUUUCCGCAUUUAUGGACCAUAACAUUUCUCUAAUGUUUCUGUGUGUUGUGUGCCGUGACUUUCUCUCGAUGAAGUUUGAUUCUCGUGAAUCGUUCUUGAAGUCUGUAGAGCAGAUGUGUCGCAUCUGUACAGUAUGUGUCUUAAACCUGCCCACACGAUGCUUAACACUUUCUGACCGUUUUUAUAUAACCACAACAAAAUGUCUCUUUAAUAAACAGAACGUGUUUGCUAGAGAAUUGCAAACUGAUAUAUUAAAACGCAAAUGUGCUUUCUUCAUUCUUUUUGUUUAAACAACACAUAUUGUGUUUGGCCUGAUUCAGGUCUCCAAGAAGGAUUUCCAAUGUUUCUUUUCAGCAGUCUUUGCAUUAUUCAAAAGCCGCCAUACCGCUUGGUUUCCGAUGUGUCUAAGAAACUGUUUAUCCACAUAAAGGCUUUAGCUGUCAGGUUGCUCAUUGAACAGGUCCAGAUGAGAUCGACUGGAGGCUUAUGGAGCUGCUCUUUAUAUUUCAAACACAUCUGCUGCAUUUGAGGUGUCAGACACCGUCUGCUAUUUUUGGGACGCUUUGUGGGAAGAUGCUGUAGGACUUUGUGUGACAGAUAGGAACAUUUCAGCGAUCUCUAUAUGAACACGUUUUGCGGGGAUUCUCAUGCAUUCGAUUUGUGGAAGACGAACACAAAUAUUGACAUAUGCUGCUUUUCCAUCUCAAUCAAGACAGCAGAAAGAACAUUUCUGAAGGCUUUGAAUGUGCCCAGGUUGGGACCAAAAUCAGUCGAAAAAUGAGGUAGUCUGUUUUUAGAAGCUAAACAUUUUACAUUAUGGCAUCAUUUUAAUGACAAAACCAAAACCCAAGAUUACGUCUAUUCGAUUCACCUGAUGUUGCAGUUAUUUCGUAAAAAGUCUCAUGAGACUUUCAUUACUCAAAUACAGUUUUGCUGUCUUAAAGUAAACUCCACUUAUACUAAAAUACUAAACCUACAAAAACGCUGCCUAACCAAAAUCUUACCGAAAUGAAUCAGGCAUCACGUAAAGGUUAUAAAAUCUAAUAAAACUGUACUGAAAUGUAGAACAAUAUCCUACAAAUAAACUUAAUUUCUAUAAUGCAAG